UCCUACGAAAAAUGCAUACAACACUCGUGAUCGUUACUCUCAUCACCGUUAACGCGGCUAAUAUCUACCAGGAAUGCGCAAGACUAUACAACCCAAACAAUUACAUGGUCCACCUACCCUCCCUGAGCUUACCCUACUUGGGCGACGUGCCCAUCCCUAAUAAUAUGCCGGCGAUCAGCCCGUCGCCGGUGGUGAAAACGAAAGCUAUCAAGGUGGUGACGAAGUAUAUUUACAAAAAUCCAGUUUGUGUGAAGUAUACCAAGAAAAAAGGGAUGUGCAAGCAGGAUAAUGGUGUCAAGCAGAAGGAUAACUUUGAGCAGCUGGUGACCAAGGAGUAUUUUGUGAGGGACAGGAAGCAUGAUUUCGUGGGGGGCAAUAAUCGACAUCGGAGAGGGAAUUGGGAAGAAGGCAGAGAAAAGGGUACGGGGCUAAGUGAUAACAACAGUUACCGAAAAGUAAGGCAGCUCGACGAAGAUAUCGACUACGAGGGAGAUUCGAAUGACCUCUUCGUCAAAGCCAGCGAAUCCCAAAUCCCGCCUUCGAAGGAAACUAAAAAAACUCCCACUCUGUCAGCAGAUAAAGUCGAAGAAAUGCUUAUCGAGGACCGACUUGACCAGCUGGAGACAAUUCUGCCCCAUUACACCAGGAGGAGGGUGUUCCAGACCUCCACCAUCACAGUAACCAAGGUGUUGAGCAACAGAAAGGCUACGGCGACGAUGUUGGUGAAGAAUUGCAUUCCUUACGGUUACGCUUUUUGCGAGCCAAUUGCGAGAAGUCGGAAAUCGAAAGUGGCUGAAACUGCUGACGACGAUAAUGAACAUUAUUAUGGAUAGAUGUGUCGUGUCAAACUUAAUUGAGAUGUCGUGAUAGAGAGCGAAAAUGACAAUGAAUAAUUUAUUUGCAUAUGAAGUGAAAAUUUGCCUUGUCUUUGUUGUAUGUUUCAAAUGAAAAUUGAGAAAGUUAAUUAUUAAUGUCGCUGACAUUAUUCAUCUUUUCUUCACUUGUUGUCUUUGGAAACUACAAUUUUCAGUGG
Leptinotarsa decemlineata (Colorado potato beetle) is the source of this 1033-nucleotide messenger RNA. RefSeq lists its product as uncharacterized. Lineage: Eukaryota; Metazoa; Arthropoda; Insecta; Coleoptera; Chrysomelidae. The record is from RefSeq and is a predicted model, not a curated record.